Messenger RNA from Emiliania huxleyi CCMP1516, 375 nucleotides. RefSeq lists its product as hypothetical. The record is from RefSeq and is a predicted model, not a curated record. Lineage: Eukaryota; Haptophyta; Isochrysidales; Noelaerhabdaceae. The transcript is spliced from 2 exons. The coding region runs from base 1 to 375 and encodes 124 amino acids.
AUGGGCGGCGUGGCGGGCGGGCGGCUGUCUCUGCCUCUGCCUCGAGUGAGCCUCGUCUCGCUCUUCGUCUACUCGAGCCUCGUCUCGUGUGCCGCCUCGUGGGCGGCGUGGCGUGGCGGGCGGCUGUCUCUGCCGCCGCCUCGACCUCGUCUCGUGUGCCGCCUUGUGGGCGGCGUGGCGGGCGGGCGGCUGUCUCUGCCGCCGCCUCGAGUGAGCCUCGUCUCGCUCUUCGUCUACUCGAGCCUCGUCUCGUGUGCCGCCCUGUGGGCGGCGUGGCGUGGGCGGCGGCUGUCUCUGCCGCCGCCUCGAGUGAGCCUCGUCUCGCUCUUCGUCUACUCGAGCCUCGUCUCGUGUGCCGCCUCGCGGGCGGCGUAG